AUGCAGAAAAUAGGUAUACAGGGUAAAAUGUUGAAAGCUAUAAGGUCGUUGUAUACUGACGUGAGGUGUGCCGUUAAGAUAAAUAAUUUUACAACUGACUGGUUCAAUGUAGAUAUUGGCUUAAAGCAAGGAUGUCUCUUAUCAACGACCGCCUUUAACAUCUAUAUCAAUGAUCUCAGUAAACAGCUAGAGCACUUAAAUAAAGGUAUAAACGUAGACGGAAGAAUAAUUUGCCAUCUCUUCUAUGCGGACGAUCUAGUACUUAUCGCCGAAAGUGAAGAAGAACUCCAGGGGCUUAUGGAUGUUCUAUCAGGUUGGUGUUCUCGUAACAGGAUGUCAGUAAACAUGGACAAAACUAAAGUGAUGCAUUUCCGUAAUAAUUCUGUAUCAAGAAGUGACUUUGUUUUUAAAUUGAAUGACACAGUUGUAGAUUAUGUCGAGCAGUAUAAAUAUCUCGGAUUAAUGCUGAACGAAACACUAGACUAUUCUAAACCAGCGAAAUAUGUUGCUCAGUCUGCAACCAGAGCUCUUGGUUUGCUAAUUAGUAAAUUCAAACUACUGGGCGGAAUGCCUUUCGACGUUUAUACUGAACUUUACGACACGAUGGUAUGGCCAGUGAUAAGUUACGGAGCUGCAAUCUGGGGGACAAGAGAAUACUCUGCCGUUAAUGCUGUGCAUCAUAGGGCUUGCCGAUUUUACUUGGGAGUUGGGAAGUAUACUUCAAACGCGGCUGUGACAGGGGAUAUGGGGUGGCUUCCUCCCAGUAUUCGUCAAUGGAAGUCUGUGCUUGGGCAUUGGUUCCGGUUAAACCGAAUGGACAAUUCCAGAAUUAACAACAAGGUGUUUAAGUGGUCAUAUAGACUAAGGAAACAAACAAAAAACUGGUGCUGUAAUAUAGAAAACAUAGUGCAAAAGUCGUUAAAUCGCGUUCUUGUGAUAGAUAAUGUUUAUAGUAAAAGUGAAAGAUAUGAUACUGUUCACUCACUGCAAACUUGCUUAUUUAUUAAAUUCAAGGAAAAAUGGCAAUCAUGUAUUAACUCAGAGACUGGAGUCAGUGGCCGUAACAGUGGCAAUAAACUUAGACAAUAUAUACAGAUUUAUUGA
Mercenaria mercenaria is the source of this 1104-nucleotide messenger RNA. RefSeq lists its product as uncharacterized. The transcript has a single exon. Lineage: Eukaryota; Metazoa; Mollusca; Bivalvia; Venerida; Veneridae. Bases 1 to 1104 code for a protein of 367 amino acids. The record is from RefSeq and is a predicted model, not a curated record.